This is a messenger RNA of Osmerus eperlanus (European smelt), 3821 nucleotides long. RefSeq names its product MAM domain-containing glycosylphosphatidylinositol anchor protein 2-like. The record is from RefSeq and is a predicted model, not a curated record. Gene Ontology annotation, cellular component: plasma membrane; neuronal cell body; axon. The transcript has 17 exons. Lineage: Eukaryota; Metazoa; Chordata; Actinopteri; Osmeriformes; Osmeridae. Bases 923 to 3715 code for a protein of 930 amino acids. Gene Ontology annotation, molecular function: axon guidance receptor activity. Gene Ontology annotation, biological process: homophilic cell-cell adhesion; synapse organization.
AUUGCGCAACGUGACUGAUGCUCAGCUCACCCCGUAGCCAAUACUGCCGAUAUAGUAUCGUUCGGUUGGGUGGAGGGCGGUUAACGCCUUGACUUUACUAUAGAAGCUAUAGCGCACAGUCCUAGUCUACUCGUUUAGAUGUUUCCAUUCUCUCCUCAGACGCAAACGGAAUCAUCAGGAAUCAGGUGCGCGCACCAGCCGCUCUCGCACUCACCGUACUCACCCUUUCCAUCCACACCGGAGAGGAUCGCGCACGGCGUCUGGUUUCAGUCGUGAUGUUGCUGUAGGUGCAACCUACAGCAACCCCCCGUAGCACCAUCGGUCAGAAAACUAGCGAUAAUUUAGAGCAAAAUGCAGUGGACAUGAGAUGGCACCUUUUGAUACAAGUCAGAUCCCGGAUUCUAUGUGCAGAACCGGGGAUGACAACAGCUGGAAAUGGUGAGGAGCCAUGUCCGUGGAUGUCACAGGCGGUCUCUAGUCAAGCACAACUGUGUGAGUGUGACUGCUCUGUAAACUGCUGAGGGUAAAUCGACAACGUGCCACGGCAGAGUAAUAGACGGUGUGUCCACCUGAGGUAGUCCGAGUAUCAUCAUAUCUGACUGUUUGCUAGGCCGGGCGGCUGCUGUUUUGUGCCUCCCGGUAAAUCAUUACUGAAGCUAUUUGCUCAGAGACGAGCACUUGCAUGUCAAAUGAAUUCGUCAGUCUUCAAAUUUAUUUUGACAGUGUACUAAGGUGAGGACGUGUUUUGCUUUUUGGCGUUCACAAAUCCGUCGCAACGGAUUCAACACAUCAAUUAAUCAGCGCGCGGAUCCGUGCAGUUUGUGUUCUAUCUAUGCACGCGAGUUCCACCGACUUGCAAACCUGCGCCUGGGAAAGGACUUUUCGCCUUUGAUAGCUGGAUAUGUUCAGAUUAACGUAAAGGAUGGAUCUAAUUAUAUUUGUAUUGGGGCCCCUGACACUGUUUCUGCAGGGUAUCCAUGGCCAAGGAGUGUACGCGCCCCCUACCGUUCGUAUCGUGCACUCUGGCCACGCCUGUAACGUGGAGGAGGAACGCCACACGGAGAGGGUGUACACCAUCCGGGAGGGGGAGACCCUGGAGCUCACCUGCCUGGUCACCGGACACCCACGGCCUCAGAUCCGCUGGACCAAGACUGCGGGAAGCGUGUCGGACCGCUUUCAGGAUUCGAGCGUGUUCAACGAGACGCUGAACAUCGCCAAGAUCCAGAGGCACCAGGGCGGACGCUACUACUGCAAGGCCGAGAACGGUCUGGGCUCGCCCGCCAUCAAGUCCAUCAGGGUGGAUGUCUACUACCUGGACGACCCCGUGGUGACGGUGCACCAGAGCAUCGGCGAGGCCAAGGAGCAGUUCUACUACGAGCGGACGGUGUUCCUGCGCUGCGUGGCCAACUCCAACCCUCCCGUGCGCUACAGCUGGCACCGCGGCCGCGACGUCCUGUCCCAGGGCUCCGACAAGGGCGUGGAGAUCUACGAGCCCUUCUUUACACAGGGGGAGACGAAGAUCCUGAAGCUGAAGAACCUCCGUCCUCAGGACUACGCCAACUACAGCUGCAUCGCCUCUGUCAGGAACGUGUGUGGUAUCCCUGACCGGAGUGUCAUCUUCAAACUCACCAACAAGACAGCCUCCCCCUCCAUCAAGCUGCUGGUGGAGGACCCCAUCGUGGUGAACCCGGGCCAGACGGUGUCCCUGGUGUGCAUCACCACGGGCGGAGAGCCAGGGCCCACGCUCAGCUGGCACGGCGGCUCUGACGGCCUGCCGGACAAGAGCGUCCUGAAGGGCGGCACGCUCACCCUGCCCGCCGUCACCUCCGACGACGCCGGCGUCUACAGCUGCGUCGCCAGCAACAACGUGGGGAACCCGGCCAAGAAGUCCACCACCAUCGUGGUCCGAGCUCUGAAGAAGGGGCGUUUCUGGAUCACCCCAGACCCGUACCACAAUGAUGACAACAUCCAGAUAGGACGAGAGGUCAAGAUAUCCUGCCAGGUGGAGGCGACGCCCCCUGAAGAGCUGACAUUUGGUUGGCUGAAGAAUGGGCGGGCCCUGCGUAGCUCGGAGCGAAUGGUGAUCACCCAGACAGACCCGGACAUCUCUCCUGGAACCACCAACCUGGACAUCAUCGAUCUGAAGUUCACAGACUUCGGCACGUACACCUGCGUGGCGGCGCUCAAGGGAGGAGGCAUCCCUGAGAUCAGCAUCGACGUCAACAUCUCCUCCACUACUGUUCCCCCCAACCUGACAGUCCCCCGGGGCAAGUCGCCCCUGGUGGCCCGGGAAGGGGACACAGUGGAGCUGGAGUGCCUUGUUUCAGGGAAGCCCAAGCCCAUCAUUCUGUGGUCUCGGGCGGACAAGGAGGUGCCCAUGGCGGACGGCAGCAUGCACUCGGAGAGCUACGACGGCGUGCUGCGGAUCGUCAACGUGUCGCGGGAGAUGAGCGGCUCCUACCGCUGCCAGACCAGCCAGUACAACGGCUUCAACGUCAAACCCAGGGAGGCGGUGGUGGAGCUCAUCGUGCAGUACCCUCCGUCGGUGGAGCCCGUGGCGCUGGAGGUGCGUCAGGGUCUGGGCCGGCCCGUGGUGCUGACGUGCAGGGUCCUGAGGGCACACCCGUCCAGGGUGCUCCGCUUUGAGUGGCGUCUGGGGAACCGCCUGCUCAACGCCGGCCACUUUGUGGACCAGCGGGACGAGUCGGAGCACACCGUCCGCAGCCUGAACCGCGACGGCUGGGGCGUGUACACCUGCGACGUCAUCAACGAGGCCGGGGCGGGCCGCUGCACCUUCACGGUCACAGGGAAGGCCUACCCUCCAGAGUUCUACUAUGACACCUACAGCCCACUGUGGCAAAACAGGCCCAGAGUUUACGGCUUCAAGCUGCAGUGGUCCCAGAUGAAUCCUGGUGCUGUGGACCCCAUCAUAGCUUACAGGCUUGGCAUACGACAGGUAAGACACAAGUUCAAGUUAUUGGCAAUGAAAUGCUUGAUUUUCAGGCUUUCCCAACAGUGCAGACAAGUAGACCAGAGAAUACAAAUGCAACCUGAAGAUUCUCCCAUCAACCCCCACCUGAGAGAGUUCCACUGUAGCUUUGAGGAGGAGCCUAUCUGCAUGUUCACGCAGGACAAGAACGAUGAUUUUGAUUGGUUGAGGCACAGCGCUGCCACCCGUGACACCAAGUACACGCCCAACACGGGCCCCAGCGGUGACCGCAGCGGCUCCAAGCAGGGUUUCUACAUGUACAUCGAGACGUCUCGUCCUCGCAAGGAGGGCGACCAGGCGCGGCUGGUGAGCCCUUUCUUCAACGUCGCCCCCAAGAACCCCUACGGCAUCAACAACCCGCCAGCCUACUGCUUCAGCUUCUUCUACCACAUGUACGGGAAACACAUCGGGACCCUGAACGCCUUCCUGAGGCAGAAGGGCCAAACCGCCUCUGAUGGCCCCGUGUGGUCGUUAAGCGGUCACCAAGGUGACCGCUGGAAGCAGGCCAAAGUGAGCAUCCAUCCUACUGCGUCCUUCCAGGUUGUUCUUGAGGGGAUUCGAGGCCCAGGCAUCGAGGGAGACAUCGCCAUCGAUGACGUCACCCUCGAAGAAGGAGAGUGUCGAAACCCACCAACCAAUCUCAGCGCCGCGGCUCCACCCACGUAUGCCCAUAUAUGGCCGUUGAGCAUCACGUUGGUGAUGACCUUUCUGGGGGGUCAAAGGUGACCCUGCAGCGCGUCGUUGUCUGUUGUUGGAGGAGGAGGAGGAGGAGGAGGAAGUCCAGACCAACGUCUGUGAGCUAGAACCCUUGGCAUCCAAUCACCAAAGAUCC